CGAUGCGCUCAGUAGCAACGUCUUCACCUGGUCAUCACGCUAGCGUAGACUCUACAACUGCUGCAGUCGCCGCCGCCAUUUUGGCGACGGGAAGAGUCCGUGUUUCGGACAGCUGGAGGCGGCGGCGGUUCCUGGUACUGACUGUUUCCGGCUGCUUUAGCGCCUCCAGAUUCUCCCACUUUCGGGCCACAACCCUCGGAAUAGCUUUUCAAAAGGAAAGAUAUUUUGCGUCUGCUCUCUCCGCUAGAAAUGGCCAAUGUACUCUGUAACAGAGCUAGACUGGUUUCCUACCUCCCAGGAUUUUACUCUUUAGUUAAAAGGGUUGUCAAUCCCAAAGCCUUUUCAACCGCAGGAUCUUCAGGCUCUGAUGAGUCUCAUGUGGCCACUGCACCUCCGGAUAUAUGCACUCAAACAGUAUGGCCUGAUGAAACCAUGGGACCAUUUGGACCUCAGGAUCAGAGAUUCCAGCUUCCUGGGAAUAUAGGCUUUGAUUGUCACCUCAAUGGGACAGCUUCACAGAAGAAAAGCCCGGUUCAUAGAACUUUGCCUGAUGUUCUAGCAGAACCUUUAUCAAGUGAAAGGCACGAGUUUGUGAUGGCACAAUAUGUUAAUGAAUUUCAGAGUAAUGGUGCACCUAUUGAACAAGAAAUUAACAGUGCAGAAACUUACUUUGAAAGUGCCAAAGUGGAGUGUGCAAUCCAAACGUGUCCAGAAUUGCUGCGAAGAGAUUUUGAAUCACUAUUUCCAGAAGUGACCAGCAGCAAACUAAUGGUUUUGACUGUAACGCAGAAAACUAAGAAUGAUAUGACUAUUUGGAGUGAGGAGGUAGAAAAUGAAAGAGAAAUGCUCUUAGAAAAGUUCAUCAGUGGUGCUAAGGAAAUUUGCUAUGCUCUUCGAGCUGAAGGUUAUUGGGCUGACUUUAUUGACCCAUCCUCUGGUGUGGCAUUUUUUGGACCAUAUACAAAUAACACUCUUUUUGAAACUGAUGAACGCUAUCGACACUUAGGAUUCUCUGUCGACGAUCUCGGCUGCUGUAAAGUGAUUCGUCAUAGUCUCUGGGGUACCCAUGUGGUUGUUGGUAGUAUCUUCACUAAUGCAACACCAGACAGCCAUAUUAUGAAGAAAUUAAGUGGAAACUAGCAGUGUUGUCCGUAUAUUUGCUGUACUAUUUAUACAUAACAUUUGAUCUAUAAACACUGUCAAAAGCUUAUUUUUAAAAUACACUUAUUUUUAGGUGUCUGUUUCGAUAUUCAUAAAUUUAAAAUGUUGGCAAGUGAUUUGUGAUUUUUAAAUCACAGUGGUUCAUUAUUUUAUCAUUGAGUACAUGUUGAGCACAUCCACGUUGUAUAGAAUGUGGUAAUUAACAUGUAAUCAGGGUAUGAUCUCAUGUUACUAUUUCUCCCUCUUAUUGGAAAAACCUGUUUUAAUUAUUUUUCUCCAAAAAUAAAUCACACAUUUGGUUGAGGCGA
This is a messenger RNA of Loxodonta africana (African savanna elephant), 1469 nucleotides long. It is a transcript of the gene MMADHC, whose product is annotated as metabolism of cobalamin associated D. Gene Ontology annotation, cellular component: mitochondrion. Gene Ontology annotation, biological process: cobalamin metabolic process. The record is from RefSeq and is a predicted model, not a curated record. NCBI's taxonomy places the organism in Eukaryota, Metazoa, Chordata, Mammalia, Proboscidea, Elephantidae. The transcript has 8 exons. The coding region runs from base 250 to 1140 and encodes 296 amino acids.